Cooperia oncophora is the source of this 345-nucleotide messenger RNA. The record is from the annotation of a GenBank genome assembly. Lineage: Eukaryota; Metazoa; Nematoda; Chromadorea; Rhabditida; Trichostrongylidae.
AUGGCGGUUCGAGCUAGAGACGAAUUUGAUGAUAUUCCCGAUGAUGAACUCGAAGAGACAAUUAUGGAGCGGCUAGAAGGUCUCACCGAGAUGAUUCCACAAGGUUUACGAAAAUCCAUUACGAAUGGGGCCUCAUGGAGUGUGUGGGGAGUAAAAUCCCUUUGGUACAUCGCUCGCCAAGCUGUUUGGAUCGGUGCCACAACGUCACUUAUUAUGUUCAUGCCGUACAUUAUUGAGAAAGAGAGGAGUGAUCUUGAGAAAACUCAGGUAGCCCAACAGCGACAAAUGCUUUUGGGUCCCUCUGCCGCAGUCCAAGCAGCAAAGCAAACGUCAGUUAAUAAAUGA